UUGGUACAGAAGAUAGUGCUGCAAAAGAGGGGACAGCAGUGACUGGUACAGAGAUUAAUGCUGACACAGAGGAGACAGCAGAGACUGACAUAGAAGAUAGUGCUGUGAAACAGGGGAUAGCAGUGACUGGUACAGAGGAUAGUGUUGAAGAGGAGAAGACAGCAGUGACUGGUGCAGAGGAUAGUGUUGCAAAAGAGGGGACAGCAGUGACUGGUACAGGGGAUAUUGCUGAUAAGCAAGGGACAACAGUGACUGAUACAGAGGAUAGUAUUGAAGAGCAGAAGACAGCAAUUUCUGAUACAGAGGAUAGUGCUGACAAGCAGGAAACAGCAGUGACUGGUACAGAGGAUAUUGCUGACAAGCAGAAGACAGCAGAGACUGGUACAAAGGAUAGUGCUGAGGAGGAAGAUUUGGUUGCACACAAGGAAGAUGAUGACAUGCCAUCAUUUGAUGAGUGGAAGAAAAGAAUGCUAGAACAAGAAGAGAGGGAAAAAAAGCAGAAUUCCAAUGGUCAGUCAGGACAAUCCAAAGUGUCGACUCAGGGCCUGAAGACCCAGAAGGGCAGACAUAACUAUGGAUCAGUGGAGUGUGGAGCCAAGAUCCUGUCUGCUAACAGAGAAAUGCAACACUCAUCUUCUGUGCUAGUGGAAAACAAGGACAUGUACAUGUUGAACCCCUGUAGCGCCAAGAUUUGGUUUAUAGUAGAGCUUUGUGAACCCAUUCAGCUGAAGCAGAUCGACAUCGCCAACUUUGAACUUUUCUCCUCCGUGCCAGAGUCUUUUAAGGUCUCAACGUCAGAAAGGUACCCCGCCCGAGAGUGGCAACUCCUUGGUACAUUCCACAUGGCGAAUGAGAGAUCCAUCCAGUCUUUUCCACUGGAUGAAAAACUCUUCAACAAGUACCUGAAGGUGGAAAUGUUGUCUCACUACGGCAGUGAACAUUACUGUCCUUUGAGCUUGUUUAGAGUGUUUGGUACCAGUAUGGAAGAGGAGAUAGAGGAAACAGAGCAGCACCCUGAAAGUGUUGUGGAUCCGGAGGACGAGUUGUUCCCAGAUGAGUCCAUUCCACUGUCCCCUGACUCCAACCUGUUCGGCAGUGCUAAAGAUGCAGUUUUGAAUAUUGUGAAGCAAGCUGCCAAGGUAUUUACAGGUCCCUCAGACGGCAUGGCCUCUACAGAACCCCAUGAAGCAAAAGGACAAGUAUCAGUGGAGAACACUUUCCUUGAACCAACCCUUGAGUAUCCAGAACCUUGUCUGGACAUUAACAGAACAGUGAAUGUGUCAGUGCCAGACCACGAUGGUUCAGGGAAGGAGAGCAGAAACAUCCAGCCUACUCCUACCAGCACCGCACACUCUACAGUCAAACACACAGUGACAUCUGAGGACCAAACACCACCAUUGUCUUCUCUGCCACUGGAUCCCUCCCCACAAGAAACCCACUCUGUUCAAGAUCAAAAGUCCAUCCAACCAACUGUCAGCCUUGUAGCCAGCACUCAGGAAGGAAGGGUGGAUCCCGACCAUGAGAAGUCAUCAGAAGGGAUUGUCACCCUGGUGGAGUCUGGUAUUGUGGAGGGCAGCACGCUAGGGGAGAGACAGUGGACAAACAUCCAACAGUGUCCGACUUGUAGUGAGCUGGAGACUGUACAGAAGUGUCAGGGGAACCCUCGGUGUCUGUUCCACCAACUCAUCCUUCAAACUUCAUGUGAAGAAGAGCAGAAGAUCGCCACACCUCCGGCAGAUAAGUUGGUCAUUGCCACAGAUGUACAAGACGAUGAGGGAAGAUCAGAUGAUGUUGAACUUGGCAAGACUGACAAAGACGAGGACAUCAACGUUCAAUCAAAACAGAGGGUGAAAAUUGAUCCUCCUGCUACUGCUGGUACAGACCAGGUCUUGAGUACUGACAGGGAUGAUAAGGGUUUGCUUCCUGUAGUCUCAGACAAUGACACUGUGGCUGACACAAGUACAGACAUGUCUGCCACAUCUCCCACCUUACAGCAUGGGGAGGACAGCAACCCAGCAGGUUCUAUAGAUGGGGAGGAGAAGCUGAAGCCUGAUCAGCUCCCCACUAGCAGCACUGUGUCUCCACUGGAGGGGAGUGAGAGAACCUCAGCUGUGCUGGAGGGGGUGGGGGGCCCUGACAUCGCUACAUCCACUACUGAUGGUGCGGAAACCCCGCCAGCUGACAGUGCUUCGAGUCCCACUGAGUCAGAAACUUCUGGAAGUGUAUCUGCUGCUGGUUCCAAUCACAAUGGUGGGAAAAAGCAAACUCAUGAUAAAGCCAGUAGUGCACAGGUUGAAGGUAACGCACAGGUAAAAGAUGAUAUCGUCACAAGUUCAAGCCAAGAUCCUCAGGACUCCAGCCCACCUGAGCCGACCCCUGCCGUUGAACAGAAUGGAAGUGCGGACGGUCUGGACAAGCAGGCUAAGAACUCGUCAGACUUCUAUGCUGAGAAGAAUGAGAACGGCACGAGCUCCCAGCACAUUUCCCACGGAGGGCACACAGGCAAGGAGUCUGUGAUCAUGAGACUGAACAACAGGAUCAAGGCUCUGGAGCUGAACAUGUCUCUGAGCAGCAGGUACCUGGAGGAGCUUAGUCAGAGAUACCGUAAGCAGAUGGACGAGAUGCAGAAGGCCUUCAACAAAACCAUUUCCAAACUCACCAACAACUCCAGAAAGGCUGAAGAGAGGGAUAUUCGUCAGCAGGAAAUCAUUGCAAACCUGGCAGCCAGCAUUACCAACCUGACAGCAGACAUCCAGAGCCUCAACACUGACAGAGACAACCUACAUAGGAAGGUUAUAGAAAGACACAUUUUCCUGAUGGUAGUGGAGGUGCUGUGCCUGGCUGUGGUGUUCAUGGUCUGUAUCCACACACGACCUGGACACACACCACAGCUCGUCCACAGUCAGGGGGAACAGUUUCAGGAACAUGUACGGGAUAAGAUGGAAGGGCUCAGAUACAGAACUAGGACAGAGGACCUGCCUCCACGGAGAUCAGAUGGUGAAGAGGACAAGCUUGUUAUUGUGGAACCACAGUGUAACAGACAGGUACAGGGCAUAGAUGGCACAAAGAAGAAACGGUCUAAGAAAAAGCAGCGACAUCAGGGUUUAAGGAACACCUCCUCCACACCUAACCUGGCGGAACAGCUGACGGGGCACGAGGAGACAGCAGCUGGCGUGAACGACGUAAACGCUGCAGGACUGCUGUUCAGUUCUAGUACAGCUACGGACAGACAGCCUUUCAGCAGCAGUAGAGACAGUAAGGCUGCCCAGAUGCCACCUGGCACGACAUAUCAGCGCGGCGUCACACACUCAACACUACAGACGACCCAACGGUGUCAGCCACCUUCGGGCCUGACACAGGAAACCACUGAACAUGGUAAAAACUGCCACCAACCAGCCUUGGACAAGGUUUUUUUGUGCUGUGGCAAAACUCGACAUCAGUGCAAUAGCAAAUGAUAAAGAAUUAUUCAGUGCGCCAAAAUCCAUAGAGAAGUGAAAGUCUUAAAAGGACAAUCAAAUAUUGUGUACAUUCUCUUACCAUCUCUUCCUUAACAUCAGAUAUUAAGGCGAUAAAAUGCAUUACCCCAAGCUUCGGCAACCUUGUGCAAGUUUGAAGGACUACAUGUGUACGUUGUGCCCUACCAACAAAGAGUUAAGCUGGAAGGUUACUUGCCAAGCUUGUUUUUAUAUGCAAAGAAGCAACCAACACUCCCAAAUGUAAGAGUCCUCAAUCAGUAAAUUUUUAAUGUACCAAAAUUAGAAGGCUGCCAGUAUGAUGAAAGAUGAAAAGUACUGAUUUUGGACCUUGGUUGCUAACUGAGCAACCUUACUGUUACACUUGUAUGACAUGUUGAAUGAACAGCAUUUAUUUUUAUUUGGACAAAUAAGGCAGAUUUACAUGAUUGUAUCAGCUUUGGUAAUCUGUCUGAUGCUUUGGUCAACAUUGUGCUGGUGCUCAUUGAGGGUGCAGCCCUGGUUGACUGGUGUAUACCGCGGGGAUAUCUCUUAGUGUUUUCACGGCCAGAUCACCGUGUCUAUUUGACGCCGGUUCCCAGGUUGAUUUUAACUCCUAGUGGGGCCCAAAUUUAGCCCUGUAGGGCGGCUCACGGGACCAUGUAAGGGUCAUGCUUGAAAAUGCCAAAAACAGCCCUUGAACUGCCCAGCACGGCUCCCUUUCCAAAUUGUGACCUAGUCAUGAACCAUAAAUAGUUUUAUUAAGUUUGUAAAGAAGGGAAUAAUAUACAACACUCAGCCAAGCUCAGGGUGUCAGCAUUCAGGGCACCCACUUGUUUAAACAUUAGAACAUUAAAAAUGUCAUUCCAUAUCUAUAUUCUAUUCACAUACUCCUAAACAUACGUUUGUGUGAAGACAAUUUUCACUGCCAUUCUCAGUCGAAACUUAGAAAUGGUAAGAAUGGAACUCGUGUUUAGAUGGUGUUACAGUUAAUAUAAAUGCAAUGUUACUUGUUAUUGAACAUUAUAUAUCAAUCAGAGAUGUAAGAUGCAUACUUUAUGGGCAAUUCAAUUAAAAAAAACUGAUAUAGAAAGGUAAUGCAAUGGUUUGUCAAUAUUUGAAUGGAUUAAACUGAUUCUACUAUUGCAAA
Molecule: messenger RNA, 4602 nt
Organism: Branchiostoma floridae (Florida lancelet)
Lineage: Eukaryota; Metazoa; Chordata; Leptocardii; Amphioxiformes; Branchiostomatidae
Product: SUN domain-containing ossification factor-like
Exons: 15
Coding region: 438-3455 (1005 amino acids)
Biological process (GO): protein folding in endoplasmic reticulum
Cellular component (GO): cytoplasm; membrane
Source: RefSeq, a predicted model, not a curated record